Molecule: messenger RNA, 915 nt
Organism: Drosophila persimilis
Lineage: Eukaryota; Metazoa; Arthropoda; Insecta; Diptera; Drosophilidae
Gene: Prosalpha7
Product: proteasome subunit alpha type-3
Exons: 3
Coding region: 55-819 (254 amino acids)
Biological process (GO): ubiquitin-dependent protein catabolic process
Cellular component (GO): synapse; nucleus; proteasome core complex
Source: RefSeq, a predicted model, not a curated record
UUCCAUUAAAACAAAUUUUUCGCGAAAUAAACAUUUACAAUUUAAAUCACAGCCAUGAGUACAAUUGGAACUGGUUAUGACUUGUCGGCAUCGCAGUUUUCGCCGGACGGUCGCGUUUUCCAAAUCGACUAUGCUUCCAAAGCCGUGGAGAAAAGUGGCACAGUUAUUGGAAUUCGUGGCAAGGACUGCGUUAUUCUUGCCGUUGAGAAAAUAAUAACCAGCAAAUUAUAUGAGCCCGAUGCCGCGGGACGCAUUUUCAUUGUUGAGAAGAACAUUGGCAUGGCCGUGGCUGGGCUGGUGGCCGACGGCAACUAUGUGGCUGAUAUUGCCCGCCAGGAGGCAGCAAAUUACCGUCAGCAGUUUGAGCAAGUGAUUCCUUUGAAGCACCUGUGCGACCGCGUGUCGGCCUACGUCCAUGCCUACACUUUGUACAGCGCAGUCCGCCCCUUUGGACUGUCUAUUAUCCUGGCCUCGUGGGAUGAAAAUGAUGGACCCCAACUCUACAAAAUUGAGCCAUCAGGCUCGUACUUUGGGUACUUUGCCUGCGCCAGUGGAAAGGCCAAGCAACAGGCCAAGACUGAGAUGGAAAAGUCCCGAUUUGUCGAUUUGAACACUGAGGAACUAGUUAAAAAGGCUGGUGAAAUAAUUUACCGCGUUCAUGAUGAGCUGAAGGACAAGGAAUUCCGUUUCGAAAUGGGUAUCGUGGGCAGUGAAACCCAGGGUAUUUAUCAAAUCAAUCCCGCGGUAUUGACUGAGUUAGCCAGAAAAGCCGGAGAAAAUGCUAAUAAGGAAGAUGACAGCGGUGAUGAGGCGAAUUAAUUUUUGUAUGGCAGUGAAUCUAAUUCUGGGCCCAAAAAUGUAACAUUAAUAUAUUUUAUAUUCGCCUAAUGAAUACAUAUAUGUGGGUUAAAACGA